This is a messenger RNA of Oncorhynchus mykiss (rainbow trout), 2616 nucleotides long. Its product is annotated as glucagon receptor-like. NCBI's taxonomy places the organism in Eukaryota, Metazoa, Chordata, Actinopteri, Salmoniformes, Salmonidae. Gene Ontology annotation, molecular function: glucagon receptor activity; peptide hormone binding. Gene Ontology annotation, cellular component: plasma membrane. The record is from RefSeq and is a predicted model, not a curated record. Gene Ontology annotation, biological process: cell surface receptor signaling pathway; adenylate cyclase-modulating G protein-coupled receptor signaling pathway.
AGAUGGUCGGUGGGAAAGUCCUGGAGGAGACCUACAUGAGGUGGAUCCACUACAAAGACGAAUGUGUGAAGAUGAUUGACUAUGAGCCAUUUCCUCAAGGCUUGUUCUGUAACAGGACGUUUGACCGCUACGCCUGCUGGCCUGAUGGUCCUCCUGGGUCGGUGGUCAAUGUGUCCUGUCCCUCCUACCUGCCCUGGUUUGACAAAGUGUCUCAGGGUGUGGUGCGUCGGCGGUGUGGCUCUGAUGGCCACUGGGUGGAGGAGGAGGACGGGGAAGUCUGGAGGGACAUGUCUCAGUGUGAAGAGGAACAGGAAAUCACAUCUCAGGAGCUGUGGUUCAAGCAGUUGAUGGUGAGCUUCAGGAUGCUUUACACGGUUGGCUACACCCUGUCCCUCUUCACCCUGGUCUCAGCGCUCAUCAUUCUACUGAGUAUCAGGAAGCUUCACUGCACCCGCAACUACAUCCACGCAAACCUGUUUGUGUCUUUCAUCCUGCGAGCCGUGUCGGUGAUCGUCAAGGACACCAUGCUGGAGCGUCACUGGGGCCGGGAGAUCAUGAGACAGGCCGACCUGGGAGAAAUGCUGAGUCACAAGGCUGCCAUUGGCUGCAGGAUGGCCCAGGUGGUGAUGCAGUAUUGUGUUCUAGCCAAUCACUACUGGUUCUUUGGAGAGGCCAUCUACCUGUAUUCGGUGCUCAUCGCCUCCGUAUUAAUUGAGAACAACAAGUACUUGCCUUAUAUCUGCCUCGGCUGGGGAACCCCUCUUUUAUUUGUCCUUCCUUGGAUGUUGGCCAAGCUAUUGAGAGAAAACAAAGAGUGCUGGGCUGUCAAUGAAAAUAUGAGCUACUGGUGGAUAAUACGGUUCCCCAUUCUGUUUGCGUCACUGAUCAACUUAUUGAUUUUCAUGAAGAUUUUGAAGGUGAUUCUAUCCAAACUACGUGCCAACAAUCAGAAUGGCUAUCCUGACUACAAGCUUCGCUUGGCCAAGGCGACCUUGACCCUCAUCCCUCUAUUUGGCAUCCAUGAGGUCAUCUUCAUCUUCGCCACUGAUGAGCAGACCACUGGCAUCCUGCGCUACAUCAAGGUCUUCUUCACGCUCUUCCUCAACUCAUUUCAGGGAUUUCUGGUGGCUGUGCUGUACUGCUACUGUAACAAAGAGGUGAAGACAGAGCUUGCGAAGAAACUGCGAAGCUGUAGGAUGGAGGUGGAGGUGGUGUGCUGUGGACAGUGACUAACCGAGACAAGAGUAGAACCAUUCUCCAUCGCCACAGUUCCAGAGAACAAUGGAGCUUCUACACCACCACCAACAGGAGUCCAGCCUGAUAGUCCUCCAUCUCCGCAGGCUCAAAGUUCAAGACAGCAUGCUCGGAACACCUCCAUGACACCUGAGACUCUCGCUCAACUGCAUUGUCGUACCACAACGGCAACCCUAGAGAAGAGUACAGACUGCACACACCUAACUCCUAAUGAGACCACGGGGUCUAGUCCAUCUAUGCAGGUGUCAUUCCUCAUUCACUUAAACGACCCAAUUGAGUUACCUCCACAUGUUGUAAAUAUUUAUUCAGAUUAAAGGCCCAAAUGCAGCCAUUUUUAUCUAAUAUCAAAUCAUUUCUGGGUAACAAUUAAGUACCGUAGUGUAAUAGUUUGAAAUUAAAAUGUAAAACAAAAUGACAAAAAUAAUUGUUUUGCAAGCAAGAAGUUUCAGAGGUCUGUCUAGGAGUGGUCUGAGUGAGGGGUCUAAUUGGGGGUGCCUAAUGUAACUUGAAAACUAGCUGUUGGCAGAGAGGUUUGACACUUUUUUUGUUAUUGGUUUAUCAACUUAUACUGCCUGGGGAUGUCAUCAUGCAAGACAACUCCGCCCAUGCAAAACCUGCAGAUUAGAAGGUCCUGUGUAAAUUGUAUUUUCAACGGGCAACUAUCAGAAAGUUACACUGGUCACAUUUUUCCCACUUUUACAGUGUUAUUUUCAUCAGCUGUUGUACACUAUGAUACAAAACACAGGGAAAACUGAAAUUUGACUGCACUGGGCCUUUAAGUAAGAUAUUAUUUGUGUGUCACUCUGUUAAUGUACAGUAUUUGAAUGUAUUUCCAAAUGAUGAGUGGUACAGUGCCUAGUGAAAGUCUGCACAUCCAACUCCCCCCAUGCCUUAAAAGUACAUCUAAAAAGGGAUUCAAUAAAUACAAAUCCUGCCGAUCUACAUGACCUACUCCACAUUUUCAAAGUGAAAGAAAAUUAUGGAAAAUGUUCCACAAGAAAAAAGAACAUGUCUAAAUUACAUUUGUGUUCACACCCCAGAGUUACAGCUGGGAAUCAUUUUAAAUAAGAUCUAACCGGUGUGCCAAAUGGCUAGCUAGAUAGUAGCAUUUCAAUCUGUGACAUCACUUGUUCUGAGACUUUGAAGCAAUUGUUUCACUUGCUCUGCAAGGGCCGUGGCUUUUGUGUAGCGAUAGUUAACUAUGCUUCAUGGGAGGCAGUUGUUGAUGGUUUCAGAGGAUCCCUGGUAUGAGCCCAGGUUGGAGCAAGGAGAGGGACGGAAGCAAAGACUGUUACAUUUGCACAACUCUUAGGGCAACAUACACUGAGUUUACCAAACAUUAGGAACACCUUCCUAAUAUUG